AUGUUCAAACUUUUCCUAUUGGCUGCCGUGAUUCCGGCUGUGAUGCUGCAGAAUGCCGACAACAUUGACUUCUCCGGUUGGGACGUGGUGCCCGUUCGUCCGUGUGCCGGAGUCCGUCCACUGCCCGGAAUAGUGCGUAUCGAAAACUGCCCCUCGAUGCCCUGCCGCAUGGUCCGCGGAACGGAUGUCAACAUGGCUAUGGAUUUCACUGCCCUUCAAGAUGUUACCACCCUACGCACGGAAGUGAUGGCAACCGCGCUGGGAAUUACCGGUCCCUACGAACUGCCAGCUGAACGAUCCGCCGCUUGCAACUGGCUCGUGCAGGCACGCUGCCCACUAUCGGCCGGAGAAGAUCUCACCUACCAUCUGAGCAUGCCGAUUACGGCCAUCUACCCGUUGGUCAGUGUUACCAUCGAAAUCGAUGUCGUCGAUCAGACCACUCAGUCUCAAGGAUGCUUUGUCGUCGAUACCGUCGUAGUGGCCAACUAA
Messenger RNA from Sabethes cyaneus, 489 nucleotides. Its product is annotated as NPC intracellular cholesterol transporter 2 homolog a-like. The transcript is spliced from 2 exons. The coding region runs from base 1 to 489 and encodes 162 amino acids. Lineage: Eukaryota; Metazoa; Arthropoda; Insecta; Diptera; Culicidae. The record is from RefSeq and is a predicted model, not a curated record. Gene Ontology annotation, biological process: intracellular cholesterol transport.